Molecule: messenger RNA, 177 nt
Organism: Effrenium voratum
Lineage: Eukaryota; Dinophyceae; Suessiales; Symbiodiniaceae
Source: the annotation of a GenBank genome assembly
GAGCCAUCGGUUGGCCUUGACGGGAAGCAGUCCGAGCGGCCUGAUGUUCCUGAAGUCCCCGACUUUGAAGACAAGGCCGAGGAGGCUGAGCAGAAGGUUGAGGACAAGACCAUCCUCAACGAUGGGCCAGACAACCAGGAGGAUGCAGAAGAGCUCAAAACUCUGAUGAAGGCCGCA